GCUCUGGACUGAAUCAUUGCUUUGUGCGAUUUCUGCUACAGCUGACGAAAUAGUUGUACUUGUGUGUUUUCCCCUGACUCCGUAAACGUGUGACUUUCUAUUAGGAUCAUCUGUCCGUUGCUAAACGAGCCAAUUAAGAUGCGUUCCUGGAGUUUGGUGGUGGUGCUGUUGGCCGCGAUAGUUCUGCUGGGCGGUGAAAGUGUCUACGCUAGACGCUCGAAGGACGGUGCUUGCGCCUGUCCCCGCAUAUACGACCCCGUCUGUGGUACGGAUCUGAGCACGUACGCUAACCGCUGCAUGCUGGACUGCAAGGCGGAGGAAAUGGCGGCACGGUCGAUCGAGCUGCGAGUGUUGCGCCGUGGCGCUUGCGACGAACCUAUCCAGGAGCCCAUCGAGGAGCAGCCCGAAGAGUGAUGUGCCGGAAAACAGCCCCCGAAAUCCGGUCUGCAAAAAGGCGAUUGCGUAAAGUGCCUACAUCGUGCGAUAAAAUCAACCUGCUUUUAUCAAUCAGCCCAAGACUAAUAACAACCCAUUCCGUUCGCGGCUGUGUACAAUGUUCAUUACGAGACACUGUGUUUUGCAAUAAAAUCAAUUAUCCUUCUCCGACACGAA
Anopheles coluzzii is the source of this 612-nucleotide messenger RNA. RefSeq names its product serine protease inhibitor Kazal-type 1-like. The coding region runs from base 139 to 414 and encodes 91 amino acids. The transcript has a single exon. Lineage: Eukaryota; Metazoa; Arthropoda; Insecta; Diptera; Culicidae. The record is from RefSeq and is a predicted model, not a curated record. Gene Ontology annotation, molecular function: protein binding.